Molecule: messenger RNA, 843 nt
Organism: Neoarthrinium moseri
Lineage: Eukaryota; Fungi; Ascomycota; Sordariomycetes; Amphisphaeriales; Apiosporaceae
Exons: 2
Coding region: 1-843 (280 amino acids)
Source: RefSeq, a predicted model, not a curated record
AUGGGAUCAGAGCUUGCAGAACUAAAGGCGGAAGUCGCGCUGUUGCGAAAGGAGCUGUCUCGUGUGUCGGAUGAGGCAGAAGUGAGAAAGGUUCAUUUCAAGUAUGGUUAUUACCUAGACAAGUGUCUCUAUAAUGAGGUUGUCGACAUGUAUUCGGACCACCCAGACGCCUAUGUAGAAUUUCUGGGCUCCCGAUACCGUGGUAAGGAAGGAAUCAAGAGGCUCUACAACGGCCGAUUCCAGAACACCUUCGUGAAGGGGCGAAACGGCCCCGUCCGCGGGUUUCUACUCGACCACAUCAUGAUGCAGGACAUCAUCGACGUCGACCCCACGGGAACCCACGCCUGGUGCCGCAUGCGCGCCCUGAUGCAGGCGGGCACGCACAAGUCGAUCCGAGAGACGCACCCUCGCGGGCAUGUGCAGUGGUGGGAGGGCGGCUUGUACGAGAACGAGUACAUCAAGGAGGACGGCGUGUGGAAGCUGUUCCGCUACCGGUACUUCCCGUUCUGGCACGCCGAGUUCGAGACGGGCUGGUCCGAGACCAAGGAGAACUACAUCCCGUGGCCGACCAAGACGUACCCGGAGGACCCCUGGGGCCCCGACGAGCUGAUCGAGCAGAAGAUGCUCUGGCCCGACACGCGCGUCGUGCCCUUCCACUACCCGCACCCGGUGACGGGCAAGCGCGUCGACGACGACGACCUGCGCGCGCCCCUGUUUGGCGACGAGGCCAGCUCCGCCCCCGCGCCCCUUUCGCUGGCUCUGCCGGAGGGCCAGUCGCGACCCGGCGCGGGGUCGCGCGAGGACCCCAAGGUUCUGCCUGAUCUGCUCCAGAACAAGGUGUAA